CGGCGGAAUCCCCGGCUUUCUGGGGCAGCGGGCGGCCGCGCUGGGUGCCGAGCUCGCGGGGCGGGAAGAGCGUCGCGCGGCCCCACGCGUCGGCUCCGUUUGCAGGCCACAGCCCUGCAGGGCGGCUCGGCCGCCGGUCCGCUGGCCUUGGGCAGCUGGGUGGCAGCGGCAUGAAGGUCACGUCGCUCGACGGGCGCCAGCUGCGCAAGAUGCUCCGCAAGGAGGCGGAGGCGCGCUGCGUGGUGCUCGACUGCCGGCCCUACCUGGCCUUCGCCGCUUCGAGCGUGCGCGGCUCGCUCAACGUCAACCUCAACUCGGUGGUGCUGCGGCGGGCCCGGGGCGGCGCGGUGUCGGCGCGCUACGUGCUGCCCGACGAGGCGGCGCGCGCGCGGCUGCUGCAGGAGGGCGGCGGCGGCGUGGCGGCCGUGGUCGUGCUGGACCAGGGCAGCCGCCACUGGCAGAAGCUGCGGGAGGAGAGCGCCGCGCGCGUCGUGCUCACCUCGCUGCUGGCCUGCCUGCCCGCCGGCCCGCGGGUCUACUUCCUUAAAGGGGGUUAUGAGACCUUCUACUCGCAAUAUCCUGAGUGCUGUGUGGAUGUGAAGCCCAUCUCCCAAGAGAAGAUGGAAAGUGAGAGAGGCCUCCUCAGCCAGUGUGGAAAGCCUGUUCUCAGUGUCACCUGCAGACCAGCUUAUGACCAGGGUGGCCCGGUGGAGAUCCUCCCCUUCCUCUACCUUGGAAGUGCCUACCAUGCAUCCAAGUGUGAGUUCCUCGCCAACCUGCACAUCACAGCCCUGCUGAACGUUUCCCGCCGCACCUCUGAGGCCUGCACCACCCACCUGCACUACAAGUGGAUCCCUGUGGAGGACAGCCACACGGCGGACAUCAGCUCCCACUUCCAAGAAGCAAUAGAUUUUAUCGACUGCGUCAGGGAAGGAGGAGGCAAGAUCCUGGUCCACUGCGAGGCUGGGGUCUCUAGGUCCCCUACCAUCUGCAUGGCUUACCUCAUGAAGACCAAGCAGUUUCGCCUGAAGGAGGCCUUUGAUUACAUCAAGCAGAGGAGGGGUGUGAUCUCUCCCAACUUUGGCUUCAUGGGGCAGCUGCUUCAGUAUGAGUCUGAGAUCCUGCCCUCCACACCCACCCCACAAACUCCCUCCUGCCAGGGGGAGGCAGCCAACUCCUCGUUUAUAGACCAUUUCCAGACCCGGAGCCCUGAUAUGCAGGGUGCCUACUGCACAUUCCCUACCUCAGUGCUGGCACCAGUGCCCACCCACUCCACAGUUGCAGAGCUCCACAGGGGCCCUGUGGCCACAGCCACGUCCUGCUGAGACUGUGAUUGGCUACCAGUGAAUCCCUAAGAGCAACUGUGAUUUUUGUUUUUUACACUUGUGGACAUUUCAUACCUGUGCAAUACUGAAGGCCUCUCUCUCUGUCCCACUGCUCCAGUGAGACGGUGAGUGGUCACCAGGCUUGCAGAUGCACUUCAGACUAGCCCCGGGGAUGGGUUCUCGGGGCUGCAGGGAGGCCAAGCCAUGACCCUAGCACAGCAGUGCUGACUACUUCCAGAACGCCUACCCACUCAGGACCGCCCAGUCCUUGCACCUCAAAACUUCGCCUUUUCAUUUCAAGCAUAAGGCAAUAAAUAUCCCAGCAAAGCGGGAGCAAGACGCUGCUGGACAGGAGAGAAGGCAGCGGCGAAGCCAAUUCAUUUAGAAGGAAGCACAAUUUUCACUCUAUUUUUUUGAACUUUGGCAAACUUUGUCUGUCUGUCGCUUUAGAGAAUAAAGCUCGUUGCCACCCAAUCAGAAAAGACAACCCUGCUAGAUCUGUCAAGACAGAAGUACCUGCCAUAAAGCUGUUGGCUGAAGGGGAAGUUGCUGACUCAUCAGGGUUUUGUUUCUACUGAGGGUUCUAUAACCUUGGACUUCGGCAUGAUUUUUACACAUACUUGAACCUGUCCCAUUGUAUCUCUCUUUAAAGCCACUCCAGUGUCAUUCAAAAGGUUUUCAGGCCCUAGACAAAAAAUCACCCCUUUGAGGAGGUGGCAGUAAAUGCCUGGAGAAAAGGGGCGUGCACUGUGUUUGGGGUCAGUGGCAGGGACAGUACUUCCUCAGUUCAUCGUCCUGUGUGCUUACUUGUCGUCCACUGUGACAUUGUUUCCCUCCCUGCCCCUGGGGGUUGUCUUCAAGCUACUGAAUCUGGGGUUUGCAUCUCUUGCAAUGUGGUACUACUACUUUUGUUCUUUGGUAGUUUUUCCAGGGGGAAAGGCAAUAAGUCCCCAAAACCCAUGUGAAUGUGAAGAAAAGCAGUAUAUUGCUGGUUGUUGUUUUUUACAUAGCGCAAAAUAAAA
Psammomys obesus (fat sand rat) is the source of this 2347-nucleotide messenger RNA. It is a transcript of the gene Dusp5, whose product is annotated as dual specificity phosphatase 5. The record is from RefSeq and is a predicted model, not a curated record. Gene Ontology annotation, biological process: negative regulation of MAPK cascade; endoderm formation; protein dephosphorylation. Gene Ontology annotation, cellular component: nucleus; cytoplasm. Bases 171 to 1325 code for a protein of 384 amino acids. Gene Ontology annotation, molecular function: protein tyrosine/threonine phosphatase activity; MAP kinase tyrosine/serine/threonine phosphatase activity. The transcript is spliced from 4 exons. Lineage: Eukaryota; Metazoa; Chordata; Mammalia; Rodentia; Muridae.